Molecule: messenger RNA, 2250 nt
Organism: Mugil cephalus (flathead mullet)
Lineage: Eukaryota; Metazoa; Chordata; Actinopteri; Mugiliformes; Mugilidae
Gene: ddx59
Product: DEAD (Asp-Glu-Ala-Asp) box polypeptide 59
Exons: 7
Coding region: 208-2127 (639 amino acids)
Molecular function (GO): nucleic acid binding; ATP binding; RNA helicase activity
Source: RefSeq, a predicted model, not a curated record
UCAGCUACUAAGAAGCUUCUCGGGAUUUGUGGAUCAGUUACGACAUAGUGUUGGUUUAAAACGUGUAAUUUUAAACUCAGUAAAACAGGAAAUCUUCGUAAAACUUUAGUUUUAAAAAUGCCGGUUUUAGAAAGAAGUCGUUCUUCAUUUUUACAUAUUAGGCUAAAGUAGCGCGUUUAGCUUAUUUUAGAAUGGACCUGUAUAUUUAUGUCUAUUUUCUUGUGUUUACAGGUAGAUAACUUUAAAAUGUUUAUGCCGAGAGCCCUGAAAGUGAAGAGACCUGCUCAGAGUUCAGGCCAAGUUUUGAAUAAGAAAAUCAAGUCUGAUCAAGUGGAGGACAACAAAAGUAGCUCAGAGACACCUGCUGCACAGAAAUCGGAAGUUUGUGAAGACAGCAAAACACAGGAUGAGGUGGUACAAGCAGAAGUGGACGCUACUGCACAGUUGGGAGAAAACUCAGAACAUGCAGAGGGACACGAGUCUUCCUCAGAUGAUGAAGAGGAACCAGUUAAAUCAUUCAGAAAGAGCCAGAGAUGGCCUGAACCCGGGGAGCCUGUCUGUGUGAUGUGCGGCCGCUAUGGGGAGUAUAUCUGUGAUGCCACUGACAACGACGUGUGCAGUCUUGAAUGCAAAGCCAGCCAUUUACUGAAAAUGGGGAUGGGGACUGGGGCAGAUGCGUUCGAGCGUAAGGAGCAAAACAGUGAUGAAAGGACUCCUCAGCCUCAGCAGACUGCGGCCGACACAGCGGCAGACUAUUCUUACAGGGAAGAUCCUUUCAUAUCGGGACUAACGGACGAGCAGGUGCAGCGAAUUAAACAGGAGCUGGGCAUUGAAACCCAGGGGAGGGACAUCAUGAGACCCAUUGUAGAGUUUGAACACUGUGGCUUUCCCGCCACUUUAAGUAGCAACCUGAAAAAGGCCGGUUACGAGGCACCGACGCCCGUCCAGAUGCAGAUGGUGCCCGUUGGUCUUACGGGCAGGGAUGUGAUCGCGAGUGCGGACACGGGAUCGGGAAAGACUGUGGCCUUUUUGCUGCCGGUGGUAGUGACGGCACUGGAGAAGCCAGUGCAGAGUGUGCGCAGCCCAGUGACCGUGAUCCUGACCCCCACCAGAGAAUUGGCCAUUCAAAUCGAGAGACAGGCCAAGGAGCUGGUGAUGGGACUCCCGAACAUGAGAACCGCCCUGCUGGUCGGUGGCAUGCCGCUCCCCCCUCAGCUUCACCGCCUCAAGAGCAGCAUUAAGAUCGUCAUAGCGACCCCGGGGAGACUCAUUGAGAUCUUGAAGCAGAAAGCACUGCAGCUUGACAAAGUGAAGCUUGUGGUGGUUGAUGAGGUCGACACUAUGUUGAAGAUGGGCUUCCAGCAGCAGGUGCUGGAGGUUCUGGACCAAGUCCCCGAGCAACACCAGACUCUGCUGGCCUCGGCCACCAUCCCAACAUGGACGGAGGAGCUGGCUGCUCGGUUGGUCCACGACCCCGUACGUAUCGUGAUUGGUGAGAAGAACCAGCCCUGUGCCAACGUCAGGCAGAUCCUGCUUUGGGUGGAGGAACCCUCCAAGAAGAAGAAGCUGUUUGAGAUCCUCAAUGACGGUAAGCUGUACCAGCCUCCAGUGGUGGUGUUUGUGGACUGUAAACUGGGUGCUGAUCUCCUGUGUGAGGCGGUCGCCAAGGUGACGGGCCUGACUACUGUGGCCAUCCACUCCGACAAGAGCCAGUGGGAGCGCAACCGCAUCCUCAGGGGUCUGCUGGAUGGGGACUUUGAAGUGGUGAUCAGUACAGGUGUGCUCGGCAGAGGGCUGGACCUAGUCAACGUCAGAUUGGUGGUUAACUUUGACAUGCCAAACACGAUGGAUGAGUACGUCCACCAGGUGGGUAGAGCAGGUCGGCUGGGGCACAGAGGAACAGCCAUCACCUUCCUCAACAACAACAACAAACGGCUGUUCCUGGAGGUGGUGAACCGGGUCAAACCCACGGGGUCCAUUCUUCCCCCUCAGCUCCUGAACUCACCCCACCUCCACGAGCAGCAGAGGAGGGCGAGGCAGAAAACCAAGACGGGACCCGAGGACACGCUGGUCACCAAGAGCAACCUCCUGGACAUCAUAAAAAAACACGACCGUCGCAAGAAGUAGCAAAUUCCUCCAGUGAUUCGUGCAACGGUGCUGUCUAUUUAUUGAGUAAAUGCAAGAUGUUUAGUUUGUAUAUUGCUUUGUUGAAGAAGAAAAAAAAAUAAAUAUGAAUUUGGUGUAGUCUGA